Xyrichtys novacula (pearly razorfish) is the source of this 11733-nucleotide messenger RNA. Lineage: Eukaryota; Metazoa; Chordata; Actinopteri; Labriformes; Labridae. The record is from the annotation of a GenBank genome assembly.
CCCACAGAGCUCUCAUAAGUGUUUAUGACUGUGACAGGGACAGACGUACGUGCAGCAGUAAACCAACUUUCAUCAUGUGAGGUAAGAAGCUGAAACAUUCGCUUUUUGGACUGUUAUGUUAAAAUGGUCAUUUCACUGCUUUAAAUUGUUUAAAUAAGACAGUGUCCCUCUCUAAUUUACUUUAAUGGUAUUUUGUUGGUGAAACCGUUCAUCUUUCAGCUGUAGAUGAAAUGAAGGGAGUGACUCAGUCCUGCAUGUUGAAAUCCUGUGAUGUGGACUUGCAGAGAAUUUUCUUCAUCACGCAAAAAUUGCGCAAUAUCAUGACGCUGGCAAAGGGGUUAGAGGGAAAUGUAAAAAGGAAAUAAUGAUACAAUCAGUCUCUCCAUAUCAGAGCUUAAAUGUGUUUUCUUAUCCAAAAACAUCCAAGUGCAGUAAUCCUACAGUUUUAUCAUCUUAAAAAAAUUUACUUUUGCCUGGAGUGUUUACUCUUUGUAUUUUCUUCCCAAACGUGCACACUCUCCAUAUCUGAUUUAGUUUUAGCUCACUUGCCUUUAUCUUGAUUUUUGGUUUCACAUCAGCAUCAUGCUCACUGUAUGACUCACUGUAUUACAACAGAACAACAAACGGUAACUUGGUUUUGAACACUGGUUGUCUUUAUUCUGCUCACUGGUGGUUCCCAAAACCAGCUUCUGUUGACCGCAACCACGAAAAAAAUGGACUCUAUCAUACCGACAAAAAAAUCCCCCUCUCAUUUUUUAUUGACUGAUCGUUCUCAGUUUACAGCUCUCUUUUUGUUUUUUGUUCUGGCUGUACUUUUUGUGAUACUUGUACCUUCAGAAGAGUUCUCCGCACGAGGUAUGCACAAAUAAUGCCCCAGAAUAAUUCCAAGAAAUAUGAAUGUUGACAUUACAAGUGUGCCUUAGAGACAGAGCGAUUAAUCAAGCUGAUUACUGGCAUCUGAAGUAACUGCGGCUGCAGUAACUGGCUUCAUAUCCACAUCAGCCUUUAUAAGGGCAAAAACACAAUGAUUUUUUUGUAUGACAACACUACUUUCAACUGCAACAUAUCAAAUUCAUUCGUAAAACAUUCACCGACAAAUAUAGAAUACAGUUUAUUUUAUCAUGCAUUGAAUAAUAUUAUUCAUCGCUUCUGACAGAAAUAUUAAACCCUGUUCCAAAAUCCAUAGCAAAACGGCAUGUAUUUGUCUUUUUAAUUAAUUCAUAUAAUAUCCAUCUAAAACAUGUCACUUGAUUACAAAACCAUGCAUCACAUUUUUAAUGUGCACAGAUAAAUUGACUUGAAUGAAUCUCUUCUCCCAUAUUCAUCAAGUUAUUUACUGCUUUUCCUUCUUUAUAGUAAUUCAAGAGGACUGGACAGAUAUCCAAAAGUCCCUCUGCAAUAUUCUACUGAGCUAGAUAUUUGCCCAUCUACAAAUAUUUGUUUAUUAUUAUUUAUUUACUUGGAUGCAUUUGUAAUAUUUUGUUGAAUGCAAUUUUUUUUUAUGGUUUUAGUUGUAGUAUCAGCAUCUGCAUUUGCUGUUGACAACUGUAACUUGUCAACUCAUAUUGUUCCGAGCAAACCAUAUAACAUAAGAGAUAUAAGAUAUUUUUCCCAACAUUCUUCUUAAGUUACAAAAAGAUUCAACAUUUAAACUUUUCUUUACAUAUUUUUCUUUCUUUUUUUUAUGGAUUUUUUUUCAAAAUUGUGUCUCAAAAUGUUGUUUGUACUGACAAAUUUGUAACGGUGGAGCUAUAAAAGGGGAGCCAGCUCAAAAUUUAAACAAAUAGUAAAAAUUGAAUUCAAUUCAAUUCAAUAGUACAGAACGGCAUUGCAUUCACCGGAUUAAAAAAAAAAAUCAGACACCUUAUCUCAUUUUUACACAAUCUUUUCUUGAAAUGAUGAGAUGAAUUCAUUGUCUGUGAUCACAUGUAAAUACUGUAUAUAUUAUAAUAUGGGACAUUUACAGGACAAUACUAAUAUAGGAAGACAGCAGGAAAGAGGGGUUAAAUACAGCCUUUUCCCUGCCAAAACAGCUUACUUUCAGCUAUGAUACAUAUAAACACAUUUCAAGAAGUGUACAUUUUAGCACUUACAGAUCACAGACACAUUUGAAUAGGAUAAAAUGCUUUUUUAAGGGACAAUGAAUAUGGAUAUAAAAAUUAAUGAACAGCCUUAAAUCGACAUAUUGCUUUAAUCCUUGUAAGCAAAUGAAAACAAAAUAAUCUAAUACAGUUUUUAAAAGUUUAAAUUUUAGCAAAACUAUUUUAGCAAGUUUUUCCCCACAUCUCUGUUUGUUUUGGUGUAUCAGUUCUCCAAAGAUUUCCUUUAACUGCCUCUUGGCUUUCACUGUGGCGACUCUGAGUAUCACCCCAGGCCUUGUCUUAGAGCCUCGGAAGUUCUGAUGGCACAAGCAUUUUCUCCAGAGACUGAUGAAUGCCAGACUGUAUGUUCAAACAGAGUGAUAAAACCGUUCAUCUGUGUCAACACUCUUUGGUUUAUUAUGUUCCUGGGCGUGUGUUUGUGUCUGGAGACAGCAAGUGUAUUUCUUCCCUAUACACACAUGUGUGAAAGAGAGAUAAGAGGCAAGCGGAUGAGGGUGGCAACCCACAAGUGCACACUCAAAGCGGAACGCAGUGUGUCUUGCGGUCAUGACUCAUUUCUUCUUUAUUUCUAGUAAAUGAACUAAUUCUGCGUCUGUUUGUCUUUCUCUGUCUGUCUCAGUGUAUGAAUCUGACCUUUCCUUUUGUAUAGGCUCUUUCACAAUGUAAUGAACUUCCUGAUACUUAUCUGGAAAAGAAGGGGACAUCAGCGCUGUCUUCACCCAGAAAUGAUGACUGUCCUCUGGGUAGCACUCUGGGCACUGCUCCCUACUCUGGCUCUCACGACUGGUCCAAACGAUUGUGUCCUCCAGGAGAGCAGCACCCUACAACAUGGUAAGAUUCAACUGAAUCAACACAGAAAAGGCUGAUUAAGGAAAUGAAUAAUUUGCUGUCUCUAAAUUUGGCCAUAUAAGAGUAGGAAAUACAUCACAGCAACUAAAUCCGUGUGUCACCAGUAAUGGGUUAGUUGUCAAUCUGCACUGUACCAUGAAUCUGUAAUUUUUCAUUUGACUUUAUUCUUGCAAGAAAAUGAUUUUUCAAAGACUUCUUUUUUUUUGUAAGAAAAUUACUUAAAGCUCCUGCAAGAGGCUUUAAGUUUGUGUCAAUGUUGGCGCCCCCUGUGGACAAAGCAGUAUUUGUUUAUAUUGUCUCCUGCAAACCCAAGUACAGCUUUCUCACAAAAAAAUCUUAUUUUUCUGACAAUUGACAGUCUAAUGCAUAAUUUAUUCUAUCUGGUUAUCAUAACAACAGAGCUGACACCUACCCCUGCAUGCUGUUUUCAGGCGUUUAAAAUUAAGAUAUAACAGUACUCGAUCUGGUUGUUGAUGGUCUCGUUUGCUUUUGUUUCGUGUAAAAAGGCAUCUACGUAAUCGUCAAAAACACCCCAUGACUUUUUUAAUACUUUUUAAAAUCUUUGAGUAGUUGUUUCUUUAAGAUGGCCCUUAAUGUGUUUUUAACUGCUGGUGUACAUCUAUUAAUUGCAGACAUGUCCAGUCAGAGUGCAUGUCCAGUGGUCUAUGUGGCCAGAAUUCUUAAAUUUAAUGGAUGUUUUGUGGAAUGAAUAAAUCUGCCCUAAACGCUGGUGAUUCUGGUGCAGUGGGAGUGAAGGUCAGCAGGGACUGGGGAGGGGGAAAAUGUACCUUGGCACGGUACGGGGCAGCGGGACCAAGUGUUAGUGUGACCUCAGAAAAUGGCCACAAUUUUUACCACUUCUGUUCUGAGGAAAAUCUCCAUUGGUAAUAAGUUACAAGAAAUAAAAAUAGCCUUUGCAAAUUUUCUCUUCUUGUAUAAAGUGGUAAAAAAAAGGUGUUUUAGGUGAAAUCCAGGUUGUUUCCAUCUCACCCACUCACUCUGAAGUCGUCUUAUUCCUCUACUGAUCAUGUUGCAGGAUGUGCUCAAAAAAAGAAAAAAGCAGCACAAACGAAAACAAAUGAGCAUAAAAGCAAAUUCAUCAUGCAAAACCAUCAAUGUGUCUCUUGUUGUAGAGUCUCCAUUGUUGAAAUUCUUGGUCUGCCAUAACGACUAUGAAUCAUACGUCCACUGCAAAUGGGAGAAACAUGGCGAGAGGGAUCCGCAGCUCUGGUUCAAGACAGACAACAACAAGUAAAAAAAACACAUUUGGUUUCAACAUACGGUGCAGUGUUGAAAAUAUACUAUGUGUUGAUUUGGUGCGAGAGUUUUCUGCCUCACAGUGGUGUAUUUUUGUCCUUUUAGUGAGCUGUGUGAGCCUUUUGAAGCUGAAGGAAUAGAUCCGAGUGAGAACAGGACUGUCCAGUGUAGAUAUCAAACCCGUGCUUUUGCCAUCAGCAUCGAACACACUGUCUUUUUCCUGGAUAAGAAGACCCAAUGCUCAUCUGUUCACCACAAGACUCUGGAUCUCACCCAGCACUGUAAGUCUAGAUGUUACUUCUUGUAGGUUUCCCGGCGUGGGCAUCUAACAUUGCUAUUUAACUGUUAUCUCUGUAUGUUUGUGUUGAACAGUGAGAGCGCGAACACCCGUGAAUCUGUCCACACAUGAGACAGGUGACGGAGGACGCUGGAUCGGCUGGACCAGUCCUUACUCUUCCUCCUUGAAUCAAAACAUCACAUAUCAGCUCAGCUACAAGAAAGACACACAAGACCACUGGACGGUGAGCAAAAAAAUAUAAAAAGAUUCAUGACGUAAAAAAAGUGAUAUGUUCAAGAAUUAGCUAAGUGGUGUUAGAAGAGUCAUAUGAUUUAUUUCCAUUCUAGUAGAUUAAAAAACAAAUGAGACCUAUUUUUGACUCAAAAGGGGAAGUAUUUGAUGCAUGGUUCCUGACCGCAACAUUUGAACAGCUUGCUGCUGUGUAGCAAAGGCAGUUAGUAGUCUCUGUAAAUCAUAUUGGAAGCUUCCUCUGACAGGAAAACUGGUGCAGGCUCUGAGUCCCUGGGGCCGAGUCAAGUCUGAGCUCUUGUGAUGAUACAAUGAAGUCUAUAAAUAUCCUAACAUAUUGUACUUACAGGAAUUAGCAUAGGCCAACACUGCAGAGGUUUACAGCCAUGUGAGCAGCUCUGUAAGCUUGUAGUUGUGCCCAUUAUUCUCUCGGAUACAAGCUUUUAAUGAAAUGCUAGCAUGUUCAGAAAAACAAUACGAGCAGUAAAUGUUGUUUAGCAUGACAUAGUUUUAGGUUGAAACUGUUGAGGGGUUAGUAAGUAUGUAACAAGACAAAUACAAUGACCAAGUUUAGCUCAUAAACGUUGAUUAGAUCAUUGGCCAUGUUAACUAAAGAGUAAGUUGUAACUUAGUUUGGUUUUACUGUUUUGUGUUAGGCUCUAAACAUAAUUACACAGUAUUAAAGUUCAGUAUUUUAAUAUGGAGCCCAAUGGGAUUGGCUUGCCUUAGAGGCAGCCUCUACUGGCCACUUGGUGAACUGCGUUUUUUGGCAUUACCAUAUUGGUCUUACUUUUGGACCCCUUUGACUUUGUUUCAGGCAACUACGGGGCACCUUCAGAGAUUUUCGGCUUCAUGAAAGAGAUCACAUUGGGCCCCUGUAUUUCUCCACCGCUAAUGUUAUUAAAAAAGUAUUCACUCUUGCCAAGACCAAGUGUUAGAACCUCCAGAGUUGGUAAAAGACGACAAUGUGGUAGGCUAAAAGAAAAUCUGCAGUUUCAUUCAUGUCCACUAGAGGCUGGUCCACAUCAUAGGAAGCCUCAUUAUGUCCCAUGUUUCAAUAACCAACUUAAUAUGGAGAACAAACCUAAUAACAGAAACAAAUAUGUCAUGUCACAGAGACUACAUCCAUGCUUCACUUAGUGUUUGUUUUUGACACACAGAAAUGAACACAAUUUUCACUUUUAGGAGGUGACAACACAGAGGUGACAACCUUGUGGGAAAUCCCCUCAGUUACACUUCUCCAUGUUUUUAUCAUAUUACAACUUCAGGUUUAAUAUAGGUUUAAUUCUGAUUGUACACUACCGGCCAACUUCUGAAGUCACUUAUGAGGGUUUGAAAUACUUUACCAUUAAUAAUAGUAAAGGUUUGAGCAUUAUGCUAUAACACCUGGCUUAAAAAAUAAAGUGCAAACAAUUAAUUGCAGGCAGGUUGUUGUGCGGUCAGAUGGGGGUUUCCAGGCUGGGGCACAGACCUUUGUAGGGGUGGCUAGGCGUGGUAAAUAUUAUAAGCUCACCCAAAAUCAAGUAGGUUAUCUCUACUAAUCACAUUUACUUUAACUUUAAUAACAAAAGGUUCAAUAAAUGUUUACAAAUUUUAACUUAGAAAGAUAACAGAGUAGUGACAUAUCAAUCUGCUGGACCUUAUUCUUGAAAGGACACAAAAAGAGGAUGCUGCUCUAGAGUCAUUAUUUAAAGUUCCAACCAUAGAAAAGAAAGCAACCCAAACAGUGGCAUUCAGUAUAAGUGGCAACCCUUCCACAGCAAAUAGUCAAUCGUAGCUUUGAAUUUCAGGGUGGCCAAUCAGGUUUUAGGGGUGGGGAUGGUCACCCUCUGUUUCCACCACUAGGGCAUUAGACUUUUUUCACAGCUUCAUACCUUUGAAGGGAUUCAGAGUUUAGUUUCCAGAGAACAGACCCUAAAUGUCAUGACAGUCCUGACACGGCAAAGACCACAUCUCUAUACCGUCCCCUUUUAAGUAAAGGCUACAAAUAGAUAAAUAAAUGAUAGGAAAGCUUUGGGGUAAAGUGUGCUUACAUGUCGUGUGUAUAGACUUAAUACCUAAGAAUGUGAAAGACUUAAUAUUGUCACUUCUGAUGUUGACUUCAGUAACUAGUUUGCCAGAUUUCUGACCUACACAAAUCACUUCUCGUUCACGUUUUAGAGACUGACUGUUUCAAACACCAGCGUUAAACUCCAAGAGCUGGUCUCAGGUCAGAGGUAUGAAGCCAAGGUGAGAGCGCGGACCAGGGUGGGUCAGUGGAGUGACUGGACUUCUGUGGUAACCUGGAGGACUGAAGACGGUUUGUACCAUGAACAUGAGUCUGUUUACCGUUCACAUAGUAGCUUUACCUUUGCAUGUCUGAGGCACCCCUUUGAAUGGCAUUUUUAAUUGAUCGGAUCAUUUUCCCGCCUGAAGGGUCUUUUCCUCUGAUACCGACCCUCCCCUUCAUCUCCUAUUCUCACAUUUCUAAUCUCCUCCCUCUGUUCAUUUUUAAUGGGAGCUUUGGAAAAUUCUGGAGCCUUGGGGAUGUUGUUAUUAACUCACUUUCUCCCUCUCUCUCUCUUUGGCUCUAGACAAGAGGCAUUUUCCCAGCAUGCAUUGUGUCCUGUAUGGAGAGAAUGAGGUGACGUGUAGCUGGGAGUUGAGCACAGAGAUAGCUCAGUUAAUUUCCUACCAGCUGUCCUGUCGACGCAACCAGACCGCACCGUGAGUCAAGCACGACAUCAACAAACAUCAGCUGGGUUAUCGUCAGUCUGUUCGCUCAGCUGACCACCACACCCCUCUCCUCCUCUUUUUUUUUAAUCCCGGUGUUCAGGUCUGAGAGAUGUUGUGUGAACCAAACAGUGACCUCUGACCCCAGCGGGACGGUGCUGAAGUACAGCUGCUGGCUGACUGUCACAGACCCUGAACAUCUGCUGCUGGAGCUUCAACAGACACGCAAUGCCAAGAUUUUUAAGGCUCACAAGCACAGUGAGUAGACUUGAGACACAGGGAGCCAUAUCACAGGGGAGAUCGAGUGGAGGUGGGGGCUGGUUACAUGUCCCGCCAAAUUAAAAGCACACAAUUGUGUGAUAAAAAGCUCUGCAGGCACACAGAGCUCAGCAGGGCCGCGGUGUUGUGACUAAGUGUCCCCAUCUAGCGUUUGAAAGUUGCUACUACAUCCCAGAUUCCUGCUUGUUUAAGUUCUCUUAUCUUUUCCAUUAUGACUCAAUGUGUUGUGCAGUUCAGCCCAAACCACCUCAACAAGUACAGGUGAAAAUGAAAGGCAGCAGCUGGAGGAUGGAGUGGACAGAGCCGAGUACAGUUUCCAAAGUGAGACUGUACUAUCAGGUCUGCUAUUACAGGACAGGGGAGCAGGUGAGGCAUAAGCUUGUACACAUUUGUGUCUAAAUAAUGCAGCUUAAACUCUUAAUUCAAACUCAUACCUUCGUUCCUUUUUAGGUCAUUGUCAAUGUUUCAAUGGGCAACAUGUUCCUGAACCUCCCGGACAUAUCCGGACAAUACAUGGUCAAGGUCAGGUCACUAGUUGACCCCGGGACAGAUUUCACCCUUGAGGGAAUCCCGUCUGAAUGGAGCCCUCCUGUGGAAUGGAUCUCUCAUGAGGGUACUACAAUAUAAGCAUGAAAAACAGACACAUAAUGUUGUGAUUAUUGUAGUAUUGAUUAUAACAAAGUGCUAUUCUGUUUUCUAUUUCUCGACAGCCUGGUCUCCAGACACUCUGAUCUAUUGUUCCAUCGGUGCAUUUGUGGCUACAGUCUUCCUCACUCUCUACUGCACCAUUCCAGCUUGUCGAAGGUACUUUAGUCACCCUGAUUUCUUUAAACAUACCCAUUUCUAAAAUCAAAAAAGUAUUCCUCUGAACCUUCCUCCUGUGUUAGCUUUUCCUACGCACCCACCAUGCCAAGGGUCGGUUUUGACCCGUGUCUUAAAUCAGCUGUAAAUACACUAAAAACUGUUCUCUAUCAUCCAAUUUGGUUCUCAUCUCUAGGUUAACUUGUUAAGCUUCAUUAUCAUUAUUACUUCAUUAUUAUUAUCCCUACAGAUAUUGCUUGUAUUAUUUUUUGUAGUGGGCCUCUGGGUCUUUCUUUGUCAGUAUACCCCUCACACAGACAUCCAUACUGAACUGAUCUCACUUGUCUAGGCAUGCCCAAUGUUGUUUUUUGUGCAGGGAACAACAUGGUAAAAUGAGAAUUUCCUCAAUCUCACAUGAUUAGAAGAGGAUCUGACUGUCAGUGUGGUGCCUGACAGUGCACUUAUGAUUUCAGUUUUUGCUCUAAUUAUUAGAUAUUGAUCUAACUGGGUCAACAGUGACCCUAAAAUGACAAGUGACAUAAUUUUAAUAAGAGCAUUUUAUCAUUUAGUCAAUUCAAUUUUUUAUUUUGUUGAAAUAGAGGUUCCUGACAAAGUCAAAAAGUCUUGAUGCACAAAAGCUAAUUUAAGCAUUUACAAUAAAAAACGGGUCACUGCAGACCCUAACACAGGAGGAGGGUUCAUGUUAUUAUGCUCUUGACAAACUUUCUUUAAAUGCCCUUUAUUAUUUCAUCAGCAUUACUCUUCUUAUUUUGAAAAAACAGGAAGGUUGUACUCUGGGUGGAUUCAAUUCCCUCUCCAGGCAAGAGCAGAAUCCUAUCAGAGAUCAAGGUGAGACCGAAUUAUUCCACUGUUUGUCGGAUUUUCUUCAAUUUCUUGCAUGUUAUGUUGCCAAUGAUGUAAUUUAUUUGAUCCAGUCUGAAACCAGCCAGACUCUCAUGCAGAGCGAGAGCACGUCCUUCUGCAAAGUGCAGCACUCAGAAAGCGUAUCAACAUGGUAAUUUAUCUCCGACUCUGAUCAUUUAUGGAUAAUCCUCUCUUAUCCAUCAAUAAUAGCACUAAUCCAUCUCUUCCUGCAGCUCCUCUGAUGCUCCUUUGUGGUCCACCAAGGACGCUAAGGAAAAGUUUCUGGAGCAGGAUGAGACCUGCUGGACUGGUGUUAAUGUCCCUGUCUCUGCAGAGGUUGUAAGCUCUGACACCUCCUCCAUAAGCUUCAGUGGACCAUACAUCUUCUGUCAGGUCAGUAACUCUCAGUAACAGAGUCAUACAUCAAGUCUUUAAGGAGCUAAACAUUUCUCAAGCAUACAGAGAUUCAAGUUCAGUUUGAGUGUUCAAAUGUAAGGAAUCAGAUUGGAUUAUUAAAGUCCACAUUCACAGCUGAAUAAACUGUUUUUUGUGCUGUAAUCCUUUAUUAAACAUUCAAAGUUUCCCUAAUCCGCUUUGUUUUUACCAAACAGCAGUCAGAGCUAAACAGGAACCAAAAGGAUGUGACGCACCAGGAGAAAGAAGAACACAAAAUUCAACCAAAUGACUCUGUAUCUCCUUCCCCUGUGGAUUUUACUCUUUUUGGAGACAGUUAUGUGAGUCUGCCCAGCAGAGGAAUCUCACGCUCAACACAGGACCUUGUAUCUCACAGCAGUGCUGGGAUAAACAGACACAGGCACGACAGCGCUGAGCAGGACCAACAGAGUCCAGAUCCACCACUUUUGUUGGAUCACACAGACAUCCAGCCAAGUCUCAACGAGCCUAACAGCUGCACCCAACCUCCGCCGCCUUACAUCUCAGUGGCUUUCACUUCCUGGCCUCAGGGGGGUGCUAUACAGCCCUCUGGUUACUGCCACAUCCCCACUGCUCUCAUCAAUGCAGAAAAGUAACCGAGAACAUCUCAUGGACAUCGUGGGUUUUCUGAGAAAUACAAUGAAAAAAUAAAAAUAAAAAACAUUUGUAGUUCAUUUAUAGUUAUUAUUUAAUGUAAAAAAAAAUGCUUGAAUGACUUUAAAAUUGUGGACAAUAUUUCAAAGAGAUUUUACACACUCUUAUCCAGUGGUUCUCAAGUCCAGUCCUCAAGGCCCACUGUCCUGUAUGUUUUGGAUGUUUCCCUGCUCCAACACACCUGAUUCAAAUGAUCAGCUCGUUAUCAAGCUCUGUAAUGGCCUAAUAACGAGCUGAUCAUUUGAAUCAGGUGUGUUGGAGCAGGGAAACAUCCAAAACAUACAGGACAGUGGGCCUCGAGGACUGGACUUGAGAUCUACCGCUCUUAUCCAAAGUCAUGUUAAAAUACCCAUCCAGAAGAGGGCAGUGUUGAGCUUAGACUGUGAGUGAAGUGCAACAAUCAGUGUGUCUCUGACACAACAUAAACCACUUUUUCUCCCCAAAGUUUUUUCACACAGUGUUAAUAUAUUUACCUGAAAUUCUUCAUAACAAGUGAGUGAAGAUGUUAUUGUAACUGUUUUAGAUUUACUGCUUUUACCUCACAGCUGAGGUCAGAAGCAGAUCUACUUCACUCCAUUUCACUGAACAAGCAUGUUAUUCGGCAGACUGCCAUGUUCACUGCGGUCAUGUAUGCACAUUUGCACAUGGGUGUGUGAGUUCAGACCUUGUUGUCAAUGUUGUAGCCUUUGCAUUGCUGGAUGUAUGAAUACAGUACAUGCUGAAUUCCUGAGACUUGUAUGAUGUCUGGUGCGGCAGCCAAGUUUUAAGGACUACAGAAAUCAUAGAAAUGUAAUUUAAAGUUGUUAUACUUACAUACAGAAAUAAUAAUCUAGCUUAAAAGUGUAAUAUUUCUUGAGGCUAAAAAGGGGUAAAAAAAUAGCUCAAGUCAAAAGCUGAAUCCUUAGGGAACUAGCUCAGAGGGGGUUUAGGGUUCAGAUAUACCUUAUGUUUCAGUCAUUAUUUAUCAUUACCAAUAAUUUGGUUGAGCUCAAAGCUAAUAGUUCUUCAUAACAGAGUGUUUUGGCUAUUUAUCUAGUUAGCAGUAGUUUCUGUGCAUUUUUAAAAGCUCUCUACACAAACUUCAUAUUCCUACUGUAAAAGCGUUUUGAAUGUAUCGGGCAGAAAAAGCCUCCUCUGUCGUAUAGCAUUAGCAUCAAGUGUAGUACACCGUCAUUGUCAUUUGCAAUUGUGUGUUCUUGUAAUGCAUAAAAAAGUGCAGAAAUAAAGAAAAAACACAAUCAAAAGUUUUCAAAAUAU